AUGGAAGUAGGGAAUGGAAGACGGACGCGGUUUCGGGAAGAUAAUUGGGUGCAAGGUGGUCCUCUUAAAGCAAGUUUUCCAAGGCUCUUCUCUAUUUCAAACCAACAAGGAUCAGUGAUAAGGGACUGUGGGUUUUGGGAUGGAGUAGAGUGGAUUUGGAACUUCUCAUGGAGGAGAGAGUUGUUCCAAUGGGAGAUGGAGUUAAUUCAUCAGCUUCAUGAGAGGUUAAGGCCAGUGGCACUAUCAACAAGGAUCAGUGAUAGGGGACUGUGGGUUUUGGGAUGGAGUAGAGUGGAUUUGGAACUUCUCAUGGAGGAGAGAGUUGUUCCAAUGGGAGAUGGAGUGUUGCAAGCGGAGACUCUCUCGGAAGAGAUUACGAGCUACAAUUUCACUAGAUCAAUUUGGGGAGGAGUGAUAUGGGGCGCUUGGCUCAGACACUUUGAUAGACCGUGGGCGGUCCCAGGAACCAUGAAAGGACUUUUUGAGAGUUGGCUUGGCAUACAGAACAGAAAGAAGGAGGAGCGGCUGUUAUUAGUUAGUUUCUUUGCAGUGAUUUGGAAUAUCUUGAUGGAGAGAAAUGAUAGAAUCUUCAAUAACAGAGAAGCAGGUGUUGAGCACAUUCAAGAAAGGACGUUUUUGAGCUAUAAAGAGUGGUCUGGUAUUGAUCCUUUUGGUUGUUGA
Messenger RNA from Arachis ipaensis, 681 nucleotides. RefSeq lists its product as uncharacterized. NCBI's taxonomy places the organism in Eukaryota, Viridiplantae, Streptophyta, Magnoliopsida, Fabales, Fabaceae. The record is from RefSeq and is a predicted model, not a curated record.